UAUGGGCAUGUGGCAGCAGUGUGUUGGAGGGAGGUUCCUAGGUGUGAGAAGUGUGCAGAAGGGCAUGAGACAAAGGUUUGUGUAGCACUAGGGAAAAUAAGCGCUAUCUGUUAAUUGUAGGGGUGCCCAUGGGGCUGGGGAUCAGAAAUGUCCACUGACAGAGAGGCAGGUUGAGGUUACCAGGGUUAGAGUAGUGCAGAAGAAGUCAUAUGCUGAGGCACUGAAGAAAGUAGAGGAAGAUGGGUCAAUGGUGGAAGAAUCCUGAGAGGAAUGGUGUGAGUGGUAGAUCUGGACCAGUACAGCGGGAUAAGCCAACAAGUGAUACUGUAUAUGCUUCAGUAAGAUUAGAUUUUUUGUGUUUAUAGCAAUGGUUAUUAACUGAACUGUAGGGAUGGAAUGUAAGUCACAGAACAUUUUGGUUGUGGUGGCAGUAUUGGAUAUUUUUCAUUAGACCAUACAGAGCCAUGGUACCGAGUGGUACACAAGGUCAGACCAUAGGUUAAACAUAGUAAAUCUUUCUAGACUAUAAAGACUGAAACAUAGUUAAUUAUAAAGACAAGCAGUACGACUAAGUGGAUACGGAGUGUGGUACCGUGUGGUACACAGGGAGGGAGUCUGAGCCAGAGUCAGGACAUGGUUCUUGAUUGAUUAUACUGUUAUGUAUGAGGCAAUGCAUUAGGAAUGUCUUAAAUGUAUAUGGUUGAGAAUGGGUUAUGGAUCUGCCAUGUUUAAACCAUAUUUAAGUAUCGAUUGAUAUGUUUUGGAAUAAACAGAGCAGAGCCAGGAGAUGGCUCUGUUAUUUUUUACAUGAGAAAGCUUGGUUUGGCCACUAUUGUUUUCAAACUGAAUAUAUAUAUAUAGGAGUAGAAGUCAGAUUUCACCACUAUCAUAAAUAAAGAGAGUGGGCUGAGCAGUCAAAAUAUGAAAGUUUGGAAACAAUAGUGGAGAAACUGGAACUGGGAGGUUUUAAGCUAAAGAGUAUGUAAAACGAGCAGGAAUGGAAAUUGUAUAUAAACUGAGGGCCGAGUGUUGGGAAUUUAGUUGCUCUGCAGAUCAGCUCGGCUUUUGUUGCGUUGUGUAAUAAAGUAUAUCUUGAUUCUACAAAAACUCUGGAAGAACUUUGAUUUUGAAUAAGUAUAGUGAUAACAUUUCUACAACAUAAUUGGCGACCACGAACAGGGACUGGAAACAGAGACCACAGGGGUACUGCGCCAUCGGAGAGAGGCUGGACGAGUCACACACAAAAAUACAGUGGCCACUGUUAAUAGAGGCAGCAGAAGAGCCCGGAUGACGACGGUGACGUUUCCAUUAUCGAUGAAGGUGAGCGCCAUAGAGAGUAUUCUAUGAUUUAUCAUAAUGGCGCUGUUGCCACGGCCGACGACCCAACUGCCAUCACCACCAUCCAGUCUGCAGCUACCUUCUUGUCUGAUCAGCCAAUCAAGUACCUGUUCAAGACAGAGGGAGGCGGGUUGCCGGUAGGGGAGUUGUACCCUCCCUCAGGGCAGGUGACGUACCGGGUGAUCCAGGUGUCUGAUGGACAGGUGGAUGGACAGACAGACGGAGCCUCUGCUGUCAGCGUGGUGACAGGCUUCCCCGCAACGACACAGGCUGUCACACAGGCGGUGUUUUCCCAGUCUGAGGGACUGGAGGGGGAAGCCUCAGAGACUCACUACUACUACCCUGUCACUGACGCCACACAGACUACCAUGGUGGAGACCGUACAAGCUCCAGAAACACUGCUCACUCAGAGCACACCCACCGGUCAGCUGUAUGUGAUGAUGUCACCGCAGGACGUGUUGGGCGGAGCAAACCAGAGCAAGUCAGAACCUCCUCGUACGUCUAGAGAUGACAAGAGACGAGCCCAACACAAUGAAGUUGAGCGCCGACGCAGAGAUAAGAUAAACAACUGGAUCGUCCAGCUGUCCAAAACCAUCCCAGACUGCACCCUGGAUGCUACGAAGAAUGGGCAGGUGAGUUCCCAGGCCCAUUUUUACCACAUCCUUGCCAGCAUAAGCCUUUUGUACCUCCCACACGCAUGCCGAGUAAAGGAGGGAUCCUGUCCAAGGCUUGUGACUACAUCCAGGAGCUGCGUCAGAGCAACGCCAGACUGGGGGAGGACCUGGAGAAUCUGGAGAGACUACGCAUGGACAACCAGCUGCUCAGACAGGAGGUUGAUGAUUGGAAAACCAAGAACCAGAUGAUGAGAAGCCAGCUGAGACAGAACGGCAUUGUGGGAGCAGCAGGUGUAGAUCCACAAUGAGGGAGAAGGGACAAAGGUGCUGGUACGAGGGCUCUGUUUGAAUUGUCAGAAUAUGCACCCUCCUUUCCCUACUUGAGGUAGUAACUGGUCUGUAUGUGAUUGGAAAGGUGAAACGUAGGGUCCCAAUGACACCAACCCAGUCAUCUUAUAUCUGUAAUUUCAUCUAGGAAGGAUGUAUUUGGAAAGCAUUCGAACAAGGCCUAGGAUGUGGUUGGAAUACGAUGACAUUGAUCAGUGGAGGCUGUUGGAUGCAGAGGAUUGAUUCCAACAAAUCUGGACUGCAAUCUUUUUGGAUCUCCUCCGUGAUGUUUUCUCUCUUGACAUUUUUAUGGACUCCCCAUGAUCAUGGACAUUCAUCCUACCUGGAAAAACACUUAAGCUACACAACAUAACACUCAUGCCUGUGUUCUUAUUCCCCUUGGAAAUAAAAGGUAUUUUGUGAUCCCUCAAAACAACUUGCCCAUAUAUGGGUAUUUGUACACUCUUGCCACACAUUAUUUGGGAGAAAAAAUUUGAUGCCUUUUAUGUUUGAAAUAAAAUAUUUUAGGGAAAGGCUUAUUCAAAUGCUAGACUGAACCGAACACCAUGUCUGUUGGUUGACUGUUUCACUACCAGCUGACUGACACUGGUGUUCUACCUCAGUUUGUAUCAGUCACUGAGCAAAUAAUGAAUUUGAUGGUGCUUUGUGUAUCCUUAGUUUUACUUUUGAUCCCAUGCCUUUCCUUUUCCAAAAUUUGGACUAACCUAUUUCUGACGUUAAUAUCACCUUCAGCCUCUAAUAUUAUUUUGUUAUAGGUUGAUUUGUUGUAAUUUCUAUUAAAUUCGUCUAAAAGAGA
Messenger RNA from Coregonus clupeaformis (lake whitefish), 3096 nucleotides. Its product is annotated as upstream stimulatory factor 1. Gene Ontology annotation, molecular function: DNA-binding transcription factor activity, RNA polymerase II-specific; protein dimerization activity; RNA polymerase II cis-regulatory region sequence-specific DNA binding. Gene Ontology annotation, biological process: regulation of transcription by RNA polymerase II. Lineage: Eukaryota; Metazoa; Chordata; Actinopteri; Salmoniformes; Salmonidae. The transcript is spliced from 11 exons. The record is from RefSeq and is a predicted model, not a curated record. Bases 1344 to 2201 code for a protein of 285 amino acids.